Molecule: messenger RNA, 1743 nt
Organism: Gamsiella multidivaricata
Lineage: Eukaryota; Fungi; Mortierellomycota; Mortierellomycetes; Mortierellales; Mortierellaceae
Exons: 7
Coding region: 24-1664 (546 amino acids)
Biological process (GO): aspartyl-tRNA aminoacylation
Cellular component (GO): aminoacyl-tRNA synthetase multienzyme complex; cytoplasm; cytosol
Molecular function (GO): RNA binding; aspartate-tRNA ligase activity; ATP binding
Source: RefSeq, a predicted model, not a curated record
CAACAUCCACCCACAACUUUACCAUGGCUGACAACGCAGAGAUCAACGAGGUCACCAAGCAGGUUCAGGACGUCGUCCUCGACGAAAAUGGCCAGCCCCUCUCCAAGAAUGCUCUCAAGAAACUUGAGAAGGAGAGGCUGAAGAAGGAGAGGGCCGAGAAGGACGCUGCUACUCGCGCUGCUCAAGCGGCCACCAAGGCCAACGCUGUUGUCGAUUACUCCAAGGACUUUUACGGGAAGAAGCCAAUGAAUCGCUCCGAGGAUCGCCCAGGCUUGAAGCAUGAGCGCCUCACCGAUAUCAACGCCUCCCGUGCUGAUGAGAAGGUCUGGAUCCGUGCCCGCGUUCAAACCUCCCGCCCCACUGGCAACAAGAUGUGCUUCUUCCAGCUCCGCCAGAACAGCAGCACCGUCCAGGGCUUGGUUGUUUUCAAUGAGACUACCGUCAGCAAGCAGAUGGUGAAGUUUGCACAGAACAUCCCCUCAGAAUCGAUCGUCUUAAUCGAGGGCACUAUUUCUAAGCCGUUGGAGUCCGUCAAGAGCUGCACUGUUCACGAUGCAGAGAUCAUGAUCAGCCAGUUGUUCGUUACCAGCGAGGCCCAGGGUCGUCUUCCCUUUAAUCUCGAGGACGCUUCGCGCCCCGAGGCUGACUUUGAGCGUGAGGGUGUUCAAUUCAGCAAGGUCAACUUGCACACCCGUCUCGAGAACCGUGUCUUCGACCUCCGCACCAUCACCAACCAGGCCAUUUUCCGUAUUCAGGCUGGUGUAUCCAGACUCUUCCGCGAGUUCCUUGAGUCCAAGGGCUUCUUGGAGAUCCACACCCCCAAAAUUGUGGGUACUGCCACUGAAGGAGGCGCCAACGUCUUCAAGGUUAAAUACUUUGACACCGAUGCGUACUUGGCCCAGUCCCCUCAGUUCUAUAAGCAGAUGAUUGUUUGCGGAGACUUUGAGCGCGUUUUCGAAAUUGGCAGUGUCUUCCGUGCCGAAAACUCGUUUACUCAUCGCCACAUGACCGAGUUCAUUGGACUGGAUAUGGAGAUGGCCUUUGAGGAGCAUUACCACGAGAUCUUGGACAUCUUUGACGAGCUUUUUGUCCAUAUCUUCACUGGAUUGGAGACCCAAUACGCUACUGAUCUUGAUAUUGUGCAUCGUCAGUACCCGUGCGAGAAAUUUCAGUUCUUGCCAAAGACCCUUCGUCUCGAGUACAAGGAUGCUGUUGCUCUUUUGCGCGAGAACGGUGUUGAGAUGGGCGACUAUGACGACUUCACGACUGAGAACGAGAAGAAGCUUGGACAACUGGUCAAGGAAAAGUACAAGACCGAUUUCUUCAUGUUGGACAAGUUCCCUCUGGAUGUCCGUCCCUUCUACACGAUGCCUGACCCCAAGAACCCCAAGUACUCGAACUCGUACGAUUUCUUCAUGCGUGGUGAAGAGAUUUUGUCCGGUGCUCAGCGUAUCCACGACCCCGACUUUUUGAUUGAGCGUGCCAAGGCCCAUGGCGUCGAUCCUGAGUCGAUUAAGGACUAUGUGGAUUCGUUCCGCAUGGGUGCACCGCCACACGGAGGUGGAGGAAUCGGUUUGGAGCGCGUCAUCUUUUUCUACCUCAACCUUGGCAACAUUCGACGCGUCUCCCUCUUCCCUCGCGAUCCCAAGCGCCUGACCCCCUAAAGCGCGUGAACAAACAUAUUACAGCCUUUUCUCCUGUAUUUGCCCACAAGGAAAAUAAAUUUGUUAAUGAUGAUCAAGG